AUGAGGAGCGGUGAUUCAACCACAAUUGAUGUUCCAGAGUCAAAAAAAGAUGUUCCAGAGUCAAGCGCCAUUGCUAAAGGAAAAGCACCUCUUGUGGCUGUUGUUGUCAAGCAGAGGGGUGGAUGGAAAAGGGGAGUUGCCAUAUUCGACUUCCUCCUUAGGAUUGGGGCUAUAGUAGCUGCUCUAGCCGCAGCCUCCAUCAUGGGUACCAGUCAGGAGACCCUUCCCUUCUUCACCCAGUUCUUCCAGUUCCAAGCCAGUUAUGAUGAUUUGCCCACUUUCCAGUUUUUCGUGAUAGCAAUGGCAAUAGUCAGUGGCUACCUAGUGCUUUCCCUUCCCUUCUCCAUAGUAUCCAUCGUUCGGCCCCAAGCAGUCGGACCAAGAAUUCUCCUACUCAUUUUCGACACAGUGGCGCUUACUCUAAACACUUCCGCUGCGGCGGCGGCUGCGGCUAUAGUCUACUUGGCUCACAAUGGCAAUUCCAACACCAACUGGCUUGCCAUCUGCCAGCAAUUUGGUGACUUCUGCCAGGAAGUCAGUGGGGCUGUGGUGGCGGCGUUCGUUUCGGUGGUUGUGUUCAUGUUCCUGAUUCUUCUGUCUGCUUUGGCCAUCCGAAAGCCUUGA
Messenger RNA from Corylus avellana, 624 nucleotides. RefSeq names its product casparian strip membrane protein 1-like. The record is from RefSeq and is a predicted model, not a curated record. NCBI's taxonomy places the organism in Eukaryota, Viridiplantae, Streptophyta, Magnoliopsida, Fagales, Betulaceae.